Molecule: messenger RNA, 1133 nt
Organism: Camellia sinensis
Lineage: Eukaryota; Viridiplantae; Streptophyta; Magnoliopsida; Ericales; Theaceae
Source: RefSeq, a predicted model, not a curated record
UUUAUUUUUUUGUAGGCCCGACCCAAACCCGUUGGCGCCCGGUCGAUGCCGAACCCUUGUACGAUGAUGUGUGCCCUCUCAAGUUCAUAAGAACUCUGCAACAAGAAAGGGCCGAUCUUUGGCUUGAAAACACAACCAAACAGAAUCAUAAAACCUUAGAAACGGCCAUGCAAGCCCCAGACGAAGCACACGUUGGCAUUUCAUGCUACAUCUCUCAGCUUCCCGGUUUUCGCGGAGUUCUUAAGCAAAGGUAUUCUGAUUUCAUUGUGAAUGAAGUAGAUUUGGAUGGAAAUGUUGUUCAUUUAACUGACUUACAAGCUCUGCCAGAAAUUGUGGAGGAAAAGGAAAUAAAGAUGCCUGAUCAACUGAAUAAAAGUUAUGAUACUGAACUUGAAGCAUUUAAAUCUCUUGCUGGUGAUUCUGAUGCUGAUAGUCUCAAAGCUUUUAUACAUCAAAUUAGUUCUGGUGUUAAAGAUAGUCUCUCACCUAUUGUCCUUUCUGCAUGUUCUGAUAAAUCCCACAGGACGGCAGUGCAUACUUUUUUCAAGGAUCAUUUGAAAUUCCUUGUUACCGACACAAUAGAUGGGCCAGACACCUCAUCAAAAUGCAUUCGUGUGUGGUUCAAUGCCGGAGGGAAUAAUGGAACAGGCAGAAACUCAGGAGGGAAUAAUGGCACAGGCAGAAACUCAAAGAAACGGAAAGAUAGGGGCAGUAGGCCUUACGACAAUAGAGGUUCAGAUAAUUGGCCUGACCAUCUUGAUAAGUUUCUUAGGUUCCGUCUUUACAAGGAGAAUAAGGAUACCCAAGAGGCAUUAGGACUGAUUGGAAAGAUGCUAGGCAUUCAGCCAAGGUCAUUUGGAUUUUCUGGUACAAAAGAUAAGCGUGCUGUAUCGACUCAAAGGGUAACUGUUUUCAAGCAGCGUUCAAGUAGAUUAGCUGCUCUUAAUGAAAGGUUGAUUGGUAUCAAAGUUGGUGACUUUUGCCAUGUCAAAGAAGGACUUCUUCUCGGGCAGCUCUAUGGAAACCGAUUUACAGUUACAUUAAGGGGUGUUGAAGCAGAUUCUGAAGACACCAUCAAAGCAUCUGCGGUUGCUUUAGGAAAGCAUGGAUUUAUAAACUACUUUGGUUUACAA